Serpula lacrymans var. lacrymans S7.9 is the source of this 261-nucleotide messenger RNA. RefSeq lists its product as uncharacterized. The record is from RefSeq and is a predicted model, not a curated record. The coding region runs from base 1 to 261 and encodes 86 amino acids. Lineage: Eukaryota; Fungi; Basidiomycota; Agaricomycetes; Boletales; Serpulaceae. The transcript is spliced from 2 exons.
AUGGUCUCCUUGGUAUCCCGCUAUCUUCUUCUCGUCGUGGCAUCUGUCUCAUUUGAAAAGACUGUAUGGAAUGAUCAAGAAACGAAAGAACUGCUCUGGUUCCUCAAAUCUGUCAAGGCUCAAGCUGGCAAUGGCAGCAACUUCAAGGAAUCAGUAUUUACCCCCAUCCUUCCAACAUUAGGACCUCUUAAAUCUGCAGGCCCUAUCAAGACGGCCAAAAUGUGUAAGACAGAAUGGACUGGGCAACCUACUCGGCAAUAG